AGGCGGCGGCGCCCACCGCUCCCCACAGAGUCUAGCGAACUGCCGCGGCGUGGGGGGCGCGUGGUGCCCAGAGGAGCUCCACCCCGCCCCGCGCCGCCCCGUCGCGUCACGUCACGUCACGUCACGCGCGCUGCGAGCCUCGUGCAACGGUUACUUGGAUAUUUGGAUUUGAACUGCAUUUUAGAAUUCAUCUUUACUUACAAUGCCACCAUCAAAUGGAGGUUCAGUUGGAUACACCCCCCCAGAUGGAGGCUGGGGGUGGGCAGUCAUUGUUGGAGCUUUCAUUUCCAUUGGCUUCUCUUGUGCAUUUGGCAAAUCUAUUACUGUAUUUUACAAAGAAAUUGAAGAAAUAUUUAAAGCCAGCACCAGCGAAGUGUCGUGGUUAUCUUCCAUUGCGUUUGCUGUCAUGUAUGGUGGAGGUCCUAUCAGCAGUAUCCUGGUGAAUAAAUAUGGCAGUCGUCCAGUCAUGAUUGUUGGUGGCUUCUUGUCAGGCUGUGGCAUGAUUGCAGCAUCUUUCUGUACCACUGUGCAGGAACUUUACUUGUGUGUCGGAGUCAUUGUAGGUCUUGGGCUUGCCUUCAACUUUAAUCCAGCUCUGACCAUGAUUGGCAAGUAUUUCUACAAGAGGCGACCACUAGCAAAUGGACUGGCCAUGUCAGGCAGCCCUGUGUUCCUCUCUGCCCUGGCCCCAAUCAACCAGACUCUUUUUGCUAUCUUCGGCUGGAGAGGAAGCUUCCUCAUUCUUGGGGGCAUCCUACUAAACUGCUGUGUGGCUGGAGCUCUGAUGAGACCAAUAGGGCCUAAGCCAACCGCUACAGAGAAAGAGAAGUCGAAAGAAUCCCUUCAGGAAGCUGGAAAACAUGAUGCAAACAAGCAGGCAGGUGAUGCAAAUACAGAAGUUAAUGGCAGAAACCCCCCAAAUGAGAAACAAUCCAUUUUUCAAACCGUUAACAAACUUCUGGACUUAUCCCUGUUCAAGCACAGAGGCUUUAUGCUGUACCUCUCUGGGAAUGUGAUAAUGUCUUUUGCACUGGCUACACCUUUAGUCUUUCUUAGUAAUUAUGCCAAGAGUCAACAUCACUCUAGUGAGAAGUCUGCCUUCCUUCUUUCCAUUCUGGCUUUUGUUGACAUGGUAGCCAGACCUUCUAUGGGAUUCGUAGCCAACACAAAGUGGAUAAGACCUCGAGUUCAGUAUUUUUUUGCUGCUUCUAUUAUUGCAAAUGGAGUGUGUCAUAUGCUAGUACCUUUAUCCUCUAGUUAUAUAGGGUUCUGUCUUUAUGCGGGAGUCCUUGGAUUUGCUUUUGGGUGGUUUGGUGCUGUAUUGUUUGAAACGCUGAUGGACCUCGUUGGAUCCCAGAGGUUCUCCAGUGCUGUGGGAUUGGUGACCAUUGUGGAAUGCUGUCCUAUCCUCCUGGGGCCACCACUUUUAGGUCGUCUCAAUGACAUAUAUGGAGACUACAAAUACACAUACUGGGCAAGCGGCAUAAUCCUUAUUUUCUCGGGCAUCUACCUGUGCAUUGGCAUGGCCAUCCAUUAUCAACUUGAGGCAAAAGAACAGAAAGCAGAGGAGAAGCAGAAAAAGGAAAAUAAAGAGAUGGAAUCUAAAGAAGUUAUUAAAGCUGCAGAAUCUCCAGAAAUGAAAGGCGCAGAAGAAGGACCCAAAGAGGAGAAACUUUAAGGCUGAAAACAGGGAUAAAUAGAAAAAUUCUGCUGAAUCAUGUUCUACUCUUGGUGCUUACCAUGGAUAGUGGACAUUUGUGUGGAAGUCAUACCAGGUGUUCAUUGAUAGAACUUUUAUUUCCUUCCUUUACACCAGUCAUAAUAAAUAUGUCACAUCCUUUAGGGGCAGGGGAUUUGCAAAAGGUGACAGGAGGAAAUAGCUUUUAUUUGAAGUCAUACUUGUUAAGGUAUACU
Molecule: messenger RNA, 1914 nt
Organism: Hippopotamus amphibius kiboko
Lineage: Eukaryota; Metazoa; Chordata; Mammalia; Artiodactyla; Hippopotamidae
Product: monocarboxylate transporter 1-like
Exons: 5
Coding region: 203-1678 (491 amino acids)
Biological process (GO): monocarboxylic acid transport; transmembrane transport
Cellular component (GO): membrane
Molecular function (GO): monocarboxylic acid transmembrane transporter activity
Source: RefSeq, a predicted model, not a curated record